Molecule: messenger RNA, 1497 nt
Organism: Styela clava
Lineage: Eukaryota; Metazoa; Chordata; Ascidiacea; Stolidobranchia; Styelidae
Source: RefSeq, a predicted model, not a curated record
ACGGAUAUACGACUUCUUAGAAAAUUCAAAAUGAAAAUUCUCGUUUUUGUCGCUCUAGUCAGCAUUGCCGGAUGUGUAUCAGCUAAUAGUCUUGCCUGUAAAAGAAAACCGACCGUCCUUGAUGACUGUGCAAAAGGAGAAAUGGUCACGCCGAUGCAAUGUUUGGCAAGAAAAUGUUCAUGGUGCGUUGGUAACGUGGUUAUCAAAUGUGUUAAAGAUACGCCCGACAAUCCAGAGACUAUGAAAGCUUUGCUGUUGGCAAUUAUUUUGUCUCAUCUGAUGUCAAGAUCACAGACUCCCAAAGCAAGUUUAGACGGAUACUACGGCCCCGCAGUAACACUGGAUGAAUAUUCCGGACCUGUAGUUGUAUCAGAUGGAAACUUCGGCCCUUCAGCGACGUUAGAUGGAUACUUUGGUCCUUCAGUGACUUUAGAUGACGGGCCUGCAGUUACGCUAGAUGACGGCCCUGCAGGUACACUGGAUGGAUACUCUGGCCCUUCGGUGACAUUGGACGAUCCAGGAUACUACUCGGGAGCAGUUACUUUAGACGGAGGUAAUGUUCCUCAAGGAGAUGCGAGCUUAAGUCCGCCGAACCCUCAAUUUUUAUCGAACUACCCACAAGGCGAAGCUACAUUGAGUGAUCCCGUUUUUUAUGGAGGUGUCAUUCCACAGGGAGACGAGACUCUAGGUUCAGUAAACAGCCAACACACUCAGGGAUCAAGCAAACCAAUCGAAAACCCAAAGAUAGUUAUUAUGGAUAGUGGAAUGGGACCUAAUAUGCGAGCUUGACCACCCUGGACAAUUGAAGAUAAUGAAUGGCAAGAUUGAAAGAUUAGCAAAUUUAUUGCAUUUUACAGUAUUUCAUUUUCUUCCGAUCAUCAUUACUUAUCAUACCAUAUUUAUUGAUAGAGUUAAUCGUCAACCAUUCUAAUUUAAUUUUUCCAAUUAAUCAUCUUUUUGUCAUAUUUAUAUAUUUCUCAGUUUGAAAAUAACUUUUUUCAACCUAAAGUAUUGUAUUCAAUGAGUGUUUAACUCAUUAAUGGAAAAACAAAUUUUAAUCUCGAUCUAAAGGUGGUGUAAACCAUCGCACAAUCAUACAUACCGUCAAAUAAAUUAACAAACAGAGUAUUUUUAUUAUAGUUCCGAGAUUGGCAAUUCCGAUAAACAUGGGAAAAUGCGCCUUAUCGCAGUUGUGGCAACUGCGGGCGAGCGAUAAAACAGGGCUUAUUGAAAAUAAAAUCGUAUUUUGUAUAGUAUUACAUUCGAAUAAAAAUUCAAAUUCAUCAAACAUGAAAUGAUGAUAAUAACUAAAGUGUGACCAACACUCAAAUAUGCAUAAUGCGAUGAAAUUUUUUUACUGAGAUAGGAUCAUAGUGGUGUAUGACGACCACAACUAAAAUAUGCAGAACAAGAUAUAUAUUUAUUUUCAUUUAGAUUUUUAGUAUAGAUUGAGAGUGCCAUGAAACUAGUGGGUAUUCAUGUAAAUUUACUUAAUUG